UCUCACUUGCCAUAUUUCCCUAACUCCAAUCCUCUCUCUUUCUGAUUCAUUGAAGCUCGCGCCACACACUCUAAAUCUACUGUUUCUUCACUCAAAACUAAAUGCCCAGAUUAUUUUUCUUCACUCUCAGAACGCCCUAACCGGAGAUUUCAUUUUCGUUUCGUUUUUGCUUUACCUUUUUAUGCUCAUCAUGAAAAGGGAGCAAAGCCAGCUCGACUCUCCUGCUAAUUCGGCGCCAGACCUCGGGAAAGCCAAGAUGUGGGAGGACGAAGCCGUGGCUGCGGCGGAUGGAGGGAUGGAUGAGCUCUUGGCGGUUUUGGGUUACAACGUUAAGUCUUCAGACAUGGCGGAAGUUGCUCAGAAACUUGAACAGCUUGAAGAAGCUAUGUGCAGUGAUCAUGGUGAUGGGUUUUCUCUUCUGGCUUCGGAUUCGGUUCAUUAUGACCCGUCCAAUUUGUCAACGUGGCUCCAAGGGAUGCUCUCCGGGUUCAACCCGGAUCCGAAUCCAUCCACGAUUACUUCAAUCGAUUUCGAGAAUCAGAAACGGAUAUUUGAAGAAGGUUGUACUUCUGAUUACGAUCUCAAAGCGAUUCCCGGCAAGGCCAUGUAUAGUGACAAUACUUCGCCGGUUGCUUCCUCCAUUUCCACAACCAGAGACAACAAACGCUUGAAGACUGAGUUGCACUCGGCCGAGUCAACUCGUCCGGUCAUCCUGGCCGACUCACAGGAGAACGGGAUUCGACUCGUCCACGCUCUAAUGGCCUGCGCGGAAGCCAUUCAGCAAAACAACCUCGCCAUCGCUGAAGCCUUCGUGAAGAAUAUUCGGUAUUUGGCGUUAUCUCAAGCAGGCGCCAUGGGGAAAGUCGCAACGUGCUUCGCUGACGCCGUUGCGGGUCGGAUCUACGGGCAUUACCCCCAAAACCCGAUCGAUCAUAACUUCGCGGAGCUUUUGGAAAUGCAUUUUUAUGAAACGUGCCCGUAUUUGAAAUUCGCUCAUUUCACUGCAAAUCAAGCCAUUCUAGAAGCCUUUGAAGGUAAAAAACGAGUUCAUGUUAUCGAUUUCUCUAUGAAUCAAGGCAUGCAGUGGCCGGCCUUAAUGCAGGCUUUGGCUUUGCGGCCCGGCGGGGCACCCAAGUUUCGACUCACAGGGAUUGGGCCGCCUGCCCAGGAUAACUCGGACCAUUUACAAGAAGUGGGUUGGAAGUUGGCUCAACUGGCGGAAACAAUUCAUGUUCGGUUCGAAUACAGAGGCUUUGUUGCUAAAAGUUUGGCCGAUCUUGAUGCUUCCACGUUGGACCUCAGACCGAGCGAGGUUGACUCAGUUGCGGUUAACUCAGUCUUCGAGUUACACAAGCUCUUGGCCAGACCCGGUGCUAUUGAUAAAGUACUUUCUGUGGUGAAAAAUGUGCAGCCGGAUAUUUUCACCGUUGUUGAGCAAGAAGCGAAUCAUAACGGUCCGGUUUUCCUGGACCGUUUUACAGAGGCGUUGCAUUACUAUUCCACCAUGUUUGACUCGCUGGAGGGCUCAGUGAGUUACCCGGAGAAAGCCAUGUCCGAGUUGUACUUGCAGAAGCAGAUCUACAAUGUGGUGGGCUACGAAGGUGUUGACCGAGUCGAGCGGCACGAGACGCUGGCUCAGUGGCGAACCCGGUUUGAGUCGUCAGGGUUUCUCCCGGUUCACCUGGGCUCAAAUGCGUUCAAGCAAGCCAGUAUGUUGCUGGCGUUGUUCGCCGGCGGAGAGGGGUACAGAGUGGAUGAGAAUAACGGUUGCUUGAUGUUGGGUUGGUACACGAGGCCCCUCAUUGCCACCUCGGCUUGGAAACUCGCCAGUAAACAGGUUCGGUUCCAGUGAGUGAACUCAACUACCUGAGCCGACUCGCUUGUAGCAUAUGAAAAUUUGAAUCUUUGCCUUGAAUGUGCAGUUCUGAGGUGGUUCCUUUUCCAGAAUGAGACCCACCAUGUCUCAUUCAAAUGUUUUAUUUUUAAUUUUAUUUUCGGGGAUUUUUUUUUCUUAAGUUUUAGGUCUCUCUCUUUUUUUUUUUAAUGUUUGUAUUAUAUAUUAAUAUUAUGGGAAAAUUAUGAAUAUAUAAAUUUGUGUUAAUAAGAAAUAGAUUUUUCUUUUCAAUUGAUCCCAGAUGUAAAGCUUCAGUUAGAAGUUGUAUUGGAUUUGUUCGGAUCAUUUAGCUUGAGUUUAAAUUGGUUUGAAUAUUUAAGUUA
Mangifera indica (mango) is the source of this 2217-nucleotide messenger RNA. Its product is annotated as DELLA protein GAIP-B-like. Gene Ontology annotation, cellular component: nucleus. The record is from RefSeq and is a predicted model, not a curated record. The transcript has a single exon. The coding region runs from base 182 to 1852 and encodes 556 amino acids. NCBI's taxonomy places the organism in Eukaryota, Viridiplantae, Streptophyta, Magnoliopsida, Sapindales, Anacardiaceae. Gene Ontology annotation, molecular function: DNA-binding transcription factor activity; sequence-specific DNA binding. Gene Ontology annotation, biological process: regulation of DNA-templated transcription; negative regulation of seed germination; salicylic acid mediated signaling pathway.